AUGGAGGCGGAAGAGGCGCUCGCGGGCAGUGAGGCAGCGGCAAAGCAGGCCUACUUGAACCCUUGGGUGAUCGUCGCUUCCUCAUCCUCCGCGAUCUCAGCGAGGGUCUUCACCCAUCCUCUGGAUACGAUUCGGAUACGGAUACAGACGGCUGGACACCCGGUGCCGCCGCUCAGGGAGCUCGUUCCUGCGCCGAGAGUGAGGGGACUGUAUGCCGGCCUACCCGUUGCGAUCGGUUUCUCCGUACCCGCUCUCUCCGUCUACCUCGCAACCUACGAAGCCUCAAAGCGAUACUUUAGCGAGAAGUUCCUGCCGCAAGACCGCGAAGCGUCGCUCCUCCAGCAGAUCCCGGUUUUUGUGGCAGCAGGAACUGCGGCAGAAUUCGCGUCCGGCGCGAUCUGGACACCCCUAGACGUCCUCAAAUCCCGCCUUCAGACCGGCCGAGAAGGCACCUCCGCCGUCGCCCUCACCCGCAAGAUUAUCAAGAACGAAGGCUGGAUGGGCCUGAUGCGAGGGUACUGGAUGGGAACUGCCAUCUUCGUACCCAAUAUCUCGGUGUACUGGUGUAUCUACGAGUCGCUCAAGAUGCGCUUCAUCCCCAACUACUCGUCCUACCGACCGUCCUCCGCCUCUUCGCCUACCUCCGCUCAAUCCGACUCGCCUUCCAUUUCUCCAACAUCCUCUGCAUCCGCCGACACCGCCACCGAAUCAACCGGCAUCCCCGUCACCCUCCGCUACACCCUCUGCUCCGUCUCAGCCGUCGCCGUCGCAGCCUGCACGACCUCGCCAAUCGAAGUCAUACAAGCGCGGUGGCAGACAUCAGGAGGGACUGUCAAGGGCGGUAUCAGCCAAAUCGUGCGGGACUUGUGGCGGCAGGAGGGAGCGAAGGCGUUCACGAGGGGGUUGGGCAUUCGAGUGGCUUAUGCGAUUCCGGCGAAUGGCAUCUCCAUGACGAUCUACGAGUCCAUCAAGCGGUGGAAGGGACUCAGCUAG
Molecule: messenger RNA, 993 nt
Organism: Rhodotorula toruloides NP11
Lineage: Eukaryota; Fungi; Basidiomycota; Microbotryomycetes; Sporidiobolales; Sporidiobolaceae
Product: mitochondrial carrier protein
Exons: 6
Coding region: 1-993 (330 amino acids)
Cellular component (GO): mitochondrial inner membrane
Molecular function (GO): S-adenosyl-L-methionine transmembrane transporter activity
Source: RefSeq, a predicted model, not a curated record